Molecule: messenger RNA, 1638 nt
Organism: Alosa alosa (allis shad)
Lineage: Eukaryota; Metazoa; Chordata; Actinopteri; Clupeiformes; Clupeidae
Product: kazrin-A-like
Exons: 7
Coding region: 212-1321 (369 amino acids)
Molecular function (GO): protein binding
Source: RefSeq, a predicted model, not a curated record
UUCUCUCUCUCCUUCUCUCCCUCUCUCCCUCCCUCCUUCUCUCUCUCUCUCCUGCGUCUCCUCAGACUCGGACAGCCAGUCCAGUGUGGCGCAGCAGUCUCUGUCUGACGGAGAGGACCAUCUGGAGCGCCUCCAGCAGGUGGAGCUCUCGCGCGCUCUGCCCAUCUCCGUGUGGAAGGCCGCCACCAUCCACGCCUGGCUCGACGUCGUCAUGGCAAUGCCCAUGUACUCACGCACUUGCACCGACAACGUCAAGAGUGGGAAGGUCUUACUGGGACUCACAGAUGAGGAUCUGGAGCUGGGACUGGGCAUCAACAACCCCCUGCACCGCAGAAAACUACGCCUCGCCAUAGAGGACUACAGACAGGCAGAGCAGAAUGGCCAGGGGCUGUGUAAGGCGUCGGAGAUGGACACCCACUGGGUGUGUAAGGUGUGGCUGGGGGAGGUGGGGUUGCCGCAGUACGGCCAGGCGUUCCAGAGCCAGCUGGUGGACGGACGCACGCUGGGCUCUCUGACGCGCAGAGACCUGGAGAACCUCCUCACCGUCUCGGACCAGCAGCACCAGAACAGCCUGCUGCUCGCCAUCCAGCUGCUGCACAUACUCAACUUCGACAGAGAGGCUCUCCAGAUGAGGAGGAGUCAGUGUGAGGAGAAGAGUGUGGAUCCUCUAGUCUGGACGACACAGCGCGUCAUCAAGUGGAUCAGAGACAUCGACCUCAAGGAGUUUGCGGACUCUCUGCUAAACAGCGGUGUUCAUGGAGCCCUUAUGGUCAUGGAUCCGUCCUUCAACGCCGACUCACUGGCCAAGACUCUGGGCAUCCCCACACACAGACACAUGCUGCUACGCCAUCUCCACGAGGAGCUGAACACACUCCUCUCCCCCGCCAGAGGCAUCCAGCCGCAGGAGUGUGAAAAGCAGGGCACCCCCACACACUCCCCCGCCAACACACACUCUCCCGCCAACACACACUCUCCCGCCAACACACACUCUCCCGCCAACACACACUCCCCCGCCAACACACACUCCCCAGCAAAGACACACUCCCCAGGUGCCAUGAUACGCCUUUCUGAGGAACGCAGCUCACUUCGACAGACAGCUGGAAAGAGUCCCUUGAAGUUCAUUCCCAGGUUCCCUGGGGGGCGGGCCUUGAGUUUCCAUGGAGACGAGCAGGUCAAGGCUCCACCCCGCAACAAAGGCAGCCCCUUACACACACACACACACACACACACACACAGCAGCCCCUUACACACACGCACACACACAAACACACACAGCAGCCCCUUACACUGUUACUCUGGCAUAGAGAUCACCAAUGUCUGACACACACAAACACACACACACACAUACAUAGACACACACACAUACACACAAACACACACUCACACACACACACACACACACACACACACACACACACACACACACACUCUCUCUCUCUCUUCAGUUUUUACACAGCUACUCUGGUACUGAAAUCACCAACACAGUUACAGAUCAAGAUGAAUAACAUAUUACUUCUUAAGAUUUAAACUAAAAUACUCACACAUAGAUCUCUCUCUCCCUCUUUCUCUUCCUCUCACAAACACACACAUUCUCUUUUCCUCUCACAAACACACACUCUCUCUUUUUCACUCACAAAC